ACAGGUGCCCAUCACAACACCCGUGUCUCUCCGGUGGUACACACUGCUGUACGGGCCAUUACAUUACAUUACACAAGUGUGGGUAAGCGUGUGCAGUGAAUCGCACCACGAUGAUUAACACGCCAUCACACACUGAUGCAAAACCCCCGCCGCGUGUGUGAUAAGGCCGGAGCCAGCGCGACAACCGAAGGGAGUGGCGAAUAGGGGUGGUUCUUAAUCAAAACAAAACCUGCUGGCAGGAUAGGAUGCACCGAAGAAUCGUCCUCGUAGCAUAACCGGUUGCGUGCUCGUGCUAGCCGGAUGUUCCGGAACAGGUCAUUGGUGCUUUCCCUUUAAAGAGUGUUAGAAAGCAGCUUAUACUACAAUAGUGUUUUGUGUUGUUCUGGUAUUGUAAAUGUGAUGCGAUAAGAUAGGACAAACACCACCGAGUGAACCAAGACCGGUGGAUGAUAACUUGUCUACGGGGUUGGCAUCUAAAAUCCCACAGGAAAACGUAAGACAAUUUAGAGCCCGCUGUUCCCGCUGUUGCUGUGUUAUCAUGAGUGCUGCAAAGACGACCAUUCUUCAAAAAUUAACUGCUCACACGAGCGAUGUGACGUCGCUGGAUUUUUACGGAAAUGCGCUGCUGGUGACAGGGUCAAGUGACAAAACGGUGCGCGUGUGGCGUUGGGCGGCUGGCAAUGGUUUCCAGGAGGAACCAUUCUCGCCCCUGCUGGGCCAUCGGUACGGGGUGACGAGUGUGCGCGUGUCGCCGAAGGGAGCUGUACUAGCAUCCGCUUCCGUGGAUGGCACAGUCAUACUGUGGAACCUGAGCAACGGGGAAAUUGCAAAUGUGAUCAACCAAGAGGGUGGUGAAGCGAUUCGUGCUUGCAUUUUCAGUCCCAACGGUUCGACCAUCGUCAGCUCCGACGAUAACGGUGCGGUUUGCAUCUGGGGACAGGACAAAAGCCUAAAGUGCCAUGUAAAAGUCCACGAUGAGGCCGUACAUACGAUCGCUUUUUCUAGCGACUCGGACAUUCUACUGACGGCAUGCACGCUGGGCAAUGUGAGGCUGUACGCGGUGGAGAAUGAUUUCGCUGGUGAUCUCUCGUCUGCGGACUGCUCGAUCGAUGCCGCCCAUGAUAUGGGAGUUCUUUCGGCGGACUUUUGCAAAAUUGCUCACACCGACCCAACGGAUAAAUGUUCACUCAUCUACACCGUUGCAACGUGCGGCACUGAUCAUUACAUCAAAAUCUGGAGGAUCUUCUUCAUGCCAAAUAACAUCGACCGAAGCCGCCGGUCGCGGCUCAUCCCGACCACGCCCCAGGAACACUUUGCCGGCCAGUCGACCAUCUACAGCACCGAGGUCAUGAAUGCUAGCUGCGUGCAAACGAUAUCGGCCCACGGUAGCUCGGUAACCUGUGUACGGUUUAAUCCAACUGGCACGCUGCUGUUCUCGUGCAGCCUCGACAAAACGAUAAAAAUCUGGAACCAGCAGGGCACGUGCCUGAAGACGCUGUCCGAACAUUCGCGGUACGUGAACUGUUUGGCCAUCAACAGCGACUCGUCGGUGAUUGCGUCCGGUUCGAACGAUCGGACCGUGGUGGUGUGGGAUCUAACGAGCAGGUUAAGUUUAAGCUCGCACAUUACCGGUGUACGAUCGUUGCUGUUUUCGCUUGCCGUCAAGACGGCCGACAUUCCGCUAGAGUUUAUCUGUCCGAUCACGCAUGAGCUGAUGAAGGAUCCGGUGUACGCGGAAGAUGGUUUCACGUACGAACGAUCCGCAAUCAAGGAAUGGUUUGGCCGGGAGAAAGCCGUCUCACCGAUGACCAACCUGGAACUGACCACGGACGAGCUGGUAGAGAAUGGGAAGCUUAAGCAGCAGAUCGAGGACUACAUGCGAUCGCUCGACACGGAUGUGGGAGACGCAAACUGAUCGCACAUUCCGGCCGAGGCCCACCCGCAGCCUGCCAACCCUUCAGUGCCUUUCCCCGUUUACAUGCUGCUAACAAUAUCCUUGGAAAAGUUACUUCAGAUGUUUUCUUUUCCACCUGUUUUUUUUUCUAUCUCCCUUUUUAUCGCCAUUAUCUCUGUACCACAGCAUUGCGCUGGUGUACAGCAAAUCGAUAGCUGCAGUGGUGUUGUCAUAGGGCCCCCCGCCUUUUUGCUACAGGUGCCGCGAUGUGCGAUAAGAUGUGAUAGAGGAGCGCGCUCGAUGUUAUUGCGCCACGUAACAACAUCUCCAACACGUACGCACGCGAACACACUCGAACUCCUGGGCAUCAAACACGCAUCUGCUAGAGCGAGCAGGAGGGGUGCAUUGGAUUGGUUCCGUCUAUUGGCGACGUGCUAAAUCAUUGUACCUGUACCUCGAGUCUCGGUGUAUUAGAAAACAACUGCACACACUCCGAUAAGAGCCCCCGCACCAUUUUGCGUUUUUUUUUGUAGAGAGAAAAACCCUCUUUUUCUUCUUUUUCUUUGUUCCCGAAUGGCCCCGUCCGACCGAUGCCGUACAUUGUAAUACUGUUAACUAUGCAGCCGCACUACCGCUUGUGGUGUGUUGAAAUCGAAACGAUCUUUUAAGUGCCUCAGUCAAACAGUUCUUGUUAGCCGGGAACAGUGAAUAAAAGUAUCAUAUGGUUAAAAAUGUGACGGAGCUGCCCCGGUAAUCAAGUCGCGUUAAUGAUGCUCUGGAGGAUGUUACACUCUGCAACACGUGCACGAGGGCUGUUUUGUUCGUGAAAUAAAAUGAAGGUCAUCAAGCA
Anopheles stephensi (Asian malaria mosquito) is the source of this 2744-nucleotide messenger RNA. Its product is annotated as WD repeat, SAM and U-box domain-containing protein 1-like. NCBI's taxonomy places the organism in Eukaryota, Metazoa, Arthropoda, Insecta, Diptera, Culicidae. The coding region runs from base 539 to 1915 and encodes 458 amino acids. The transcript is spliced from 8 exons. Gene Ontology annotation, biological process: protein ubiquitination. Gene Ontology annotation, molecular function: ubiquitin-protein transferase activity; protein binding. The record is from RefSeq and is a predicted model, not a curated record.